Molecule: messenger RNA, 1602 nt
Organism: Thrips palmi
Lineage: Eukaryota; Metazoa; Arthropoda; Insecta; Thysanoptera; Thripidae
Product: lipoprotein lipase-like
Exons: 8
Coding region: 160-1314 (384 amino acids)
Molecular function (GO): lipase activity
Source: RefSeq, a predicted model, not a curated record
GCCCAACAUUUUGAGACCCAUGCGCUGUUUGCCCAGCUGGCCGGGCGGGUUGCCGUCCUCUCUGAGUCGCUAGGGACCCGCCCGGCCCGGCCGCAACCGCAGUCCGUGCUGGUCCACCUCCGCACAGGUUCACCGUCCCGCCCUGCCAGGGUACCCAACAUGAAGUCCACCCUGUUUUGUCUCUGCGCCGUGGUUCUCGGAGCCACCGCACUGGUCGACCUGGGCGGCAAGCUUGAGAGCGGGCUGGAGACCGUCGUGGGCAACGCGCUGGAAACAACCGGCGACGUUCUGACUAGCGACGACUUCUCCAAGAUCCAGUUCAUCCUCUACACGAACUCUCAGAAUGCCAGCUACCCCAUCGCCAAUGCCGCCGACCUGCUGGCGGACGCGAACUUCGACGCCAGCAAGCCCACCGUCCUCUACAUGCACGGCUGGCAGGAGUCCAACGAGAGCGAGAGUGUCGGCGUGGUGUCCAGAGCGUUCCUCCAGCGUGGAUCCCACAACUUCGUCCUGCUGGACUGGGGCGCAUACGUGGAUGGCGAUUACAUCACCUCGUUCCUGCGCGUCUCUGCAGCGGGCGAGGCCGUGGGCGCCGCGGUGAACCGCAUGGUGGACGCCGGCCUCGACCGGGACACCUUCUGGCCCAUCGGCCACUCCCUGGGCGGCCAGCUCUCCGGCGUCAUGGCCAAGAGCCUCAACUUCAAGCCCAGCAGGAUCACGGCGCUCGACCCCGCCGGGCCGGGCUACGGCGUCCCGGGGACUCCCGAGCUGUCGCGCGACGACGCCGUCAUGGUGGACGUGAUCCACACGGACGCCGGAGUCGCGGGCUUCGCCGCCAACGACGGCACCAUCGACUUCUGGCCGAACGGCGGCACGCGGCCCCAGCCCGGCUGCAACGUCGGCGAGACCGACCUCCCGGACUCGCUGCUCUUCUGCAGCCACCACCGGUCCUACGAGUUCUUCGCCGAGUCCGUCAACGACGAGACCGCCUUCCCCGCCGUCAGCUGCCGCUCGUUACUCGCCUUCGAGAGCGGCCUGUGCCCCGUCGGCAAAUCCAACGUUGUUUACAUGGGCUUCGCCGCGCCUGCCACGGACCUUACCGGCACCUUCUUCCUGCGCACCGCGUCUGAGAAGCCCUACGCCCUCGGCGUCGAGGGGGCCCUGCCGGCCACGACCACCACCACCACCACCACCACCACCGAGGCUGCCACCACCACCGAAGCUGCCACCACCGACGCCGCCACUACGAUUCCUAGCGUCGCUGACUCGGCCAGCAGCGGCGGUAUCGUCGGUCUUCUGCGGUGGCUCGGCUAAACGCUGCGGCAGCACAGGAAAGCUUGCCGCCAAAAAACCGAGGGGUGACCCACUGUCAAAUUUUAUGUACAAUGAUUGUGUGAAGUGCAAGAAUGUCUAAGAUUUCUGACGUUUUUGCCACACUUGUUGGCUACUUACAGGCGUUUUGCCACCUGAAUGUGGAAUGUGGUCAAAUUUUGUACAAUGAAUGUGUGAAGCUGUUCCCCCCUCCCAAAACACCGACCGCCGGACGCGGCAUUUGAAUGACAGGAUAGUCUGAUUCAAAUAAAGAGCGAAACCCUUAUGCAA